Messenger RNA from Neurospora hispaniola, 513 nucleotides. RefSeq lists its product as uncharacterized. Lineage: Eukaryota; Fungi; Ascomycota; Sordariomycetes; Sordariales; Sordariaceae. Bases 87 to 392 code for a protein of 101 amino acids. The record is from RefSeq and is a predicted model, not a curated record. The transcript has a single exon.
GGGAAAGGCGUUCGCAUCAAUGUACGCUGGAUUUGCUCGCCUUGGCACCCUUUGCACCGUUCAACACACUUUUGUUGUCCUCCUCCAUGAUCCGACCUGAGAGAGGUCAUCUACCACGACAUGUCGUCCAGUUAGUUGCCUUGUUGGUCGUCAUCGGCCUAGUCCCGACAUCAGGGCACUCAUCUCCCAGCUCCAAAAUCCCAACCAGUGUCCGCAAAUCCCAGACGCCAGGUCCCAGGCCCAGGACCCCCAAGAACCGCAGGAACCAAUUCCAGAGGCCAGCGAGGUUCACUCCCCACGUUUCUGCCACGGGCCGCCAGUGUCCACCACCUCUGAAUUCGAGGCUCCUCACAGGCUGUACAACCCAGGUCGUACUAGCGUGUGCCCAGUAGCUCGGGACUGGGAGGGCGCUGUUCCGACGGUUUGGAUAGGUAGCCCGUGGCUGUUAACUUCUCCCACACUUGGCUCGGGGAAACACCAACGCCAUCCUUCUUGACCUUGGCUUCCCUCUCG